AUGGUCUGGUGUCCCUACCGUUUUGUCUCAUUGUUCGCUGGCCCUGUUUUUAUUACACAAGGCGUCUCCUCCUAUCAGGUCCAGAGCGUCAAGCGGGAAAGCGACACUCAAGAAAGUGCGGCGUUCAGAAACGACGCAUUGGGCUUGUGUCGGAUCGAGACCGGUGAGGCCCUGGACCCGGUCACAUACGGCCACGUGACGUGUGCUCGCUGCUACUCCUACAUCCCGGCCUUCGCCUUCCGGAAUGACUCGAGGCUCGAGUUGUGCGGAGAUCAGUUGUGCCGCGACUGCGCGCUGGGUCGCGGCUGUACGCUGGCCGAGCCCAACGCGACCGAGGACAGCGACGUGGUGUCUUCGUUCGGCAACGCCCUCUACCUGAGCAAGUGGAAGCAAUGCUGCAACGCAGCGUGGCGCUGCUGCCAGUCCAUGGUCAGCGUUCCGCAGGUGUCCGACGCCGCAGAGCCUCACUGCCCCCGGACUUGGGACGGCUGGACGUGCUACGAGGACACUCAGGGAGGAAGCAUGGUCGAGAAACCCUGCCCCGCGCACGCCUACUACCACUCCGUCGAGCAGCCCUGCCAGAGGUUUUCGAAGAAGCUGUGCUGGGACAACGGAACCUGGUACGUUCACCCGGGCUUCCACAAGGAGUACACCAUCUACGAGUGUGGAGCGAUUCACAACCACAAAUUCAUGGUCGGACUCUCCAUCAUUCUACAUUCGGUGUCUGCCCUCCUGCUGCUGCCGGCCAUCAUCAUAUUCUCCUUUUAUGCUCAACUGAAGAUCCAGCGGAUCCUGAUGCACAAGCACCUGUGCACAAGCCUGUUGCUGUACGGCAUCGCUAGCAUCGCCAUCGACUACGUCCUCAUCUGGAACGAGUUCCCCGGUCCCGGAAGAUUCGAGAUCGUCGCGUCCAAUCCCGCGUGGUGCAAGCUGCUCAUCAUCGGCUGGCGGUACUUCCGGCUGGCGCAGUACCACUGGAUGUUCUGCGAGGCCUUCUACCUGAACAGGCUCAUCACGACGGCCUUCGCGGAGCAGAAGUCGGUGCUGCUCUACUACAGCGUCGGAUGGGGUUUCCCCGCCGUAUUUCUUGCCACCUACGCCGUCUUUCGGGCGAAGCACGGAGACACGAAGUGCUGGAUUGAGCCUCUGGACCACUACGAGUGGAUCGUCCUUUUUCCUGGCCUGCUUUGUCUCAUCCUGAACUUCGUGUUCCUGUGCAACAUCAUUCGUAUUCUAGUCACCAAACUUCGUACCGCACACACCAACGAACCGCUUCAGUUCAGUGAGGUUAAUUACUCAAAGGCAGUGCGCGCAGUGAUCAUCCUGUUCCCGCUGUUCGGGACUCAGUUCCUGCUGGGCGUCUACCGCAAGCCGCAGCUCUGCGGAGCCUGGGAGGUGUACCAGUACUUCAACAGGACCACCGACGCACUCCAGGGGUGCUUCGUCGCGCUGCUCUUCUGCUACCUGAGUGGAGAGGUCCAGACUCACGUGGCGCGCUCGUUCGACCGCGUCAAGCUGCGCUACAAGAUCGCCCGCGAGAGCAGCCUGCGGCGCUCCACUCGGACCAGCAUUCGCAUGUACGCCUUCGGCAACAGCCAGGAUCCAAACGUGUCUUUGCAGGCCCAAGAUGCAAGAUACCUAUGGGAGGUUGUUUUCGGCGUGUACACCUGGCAAGCACCCUUGUAUGUGCCGCCUAGGAAACGGAAGGGUCUCAUGAACAAGUAUAUCGCGGAGCAACUUCAAUAUAUCAAAAGGAAGCUGCAGUUUUAA
Messenger RNA from Ixodes scapularis (black-legged tick), 1770 nucleotides. RefSeq names its product calcitonin gene-related peptide type 1 receptor. Bases 1 to 1770 code for a protein of 589 amino acids. The transcript is spliced from 16 exons. Gene Ontology annotation, biological process: cell surface receptor signaling pathway; adenylate cyclase-modulating G protein-coupled receptor signaling pathway. Gene Ontology annotation, cellular component: plasma membrane. Gene Ontology annotation, molecular function: G protein-coupled peptide receptor activity. The record is from RefSeq and is a predicted model, not a curated record. NCBI's taxonomy places the organism in Eukaryota, Metazoa, Arthropoda, Arachnida, Ixodida, Ixodidae.